UCAAACUCUCUCAGCAAGCAAUCCAUCUUGUUCUGAUAUCCAAACCCUGUGAUUAAGCCCCUAGAGCUAGCACUGUUUGACUGCAAGGACGGUUUUCAUCUGUUCCUUGAAAGAAUCAAACUUGGCUGGCUGGCACCCAGAUUCACGCAUUUCAUCAAAAAAAGUCUAUUGCUUCUUUCAUCUGUUCCUUCAAAGAAUCAAACCAUUCGAUUUCAUUUCACAUCAAUCUACUCGAUUCAUUCCCUACUGUUGAUUUUUUGUUUAGGCAAAUUGUUCCAAUUUGUUCUCUUUUUAUUUAAUUCGUCUCUUGCAUUCAAGGAAUCAAGGCUUUACGGCUACGCUGGAGCAAAACCUUCAGAGCAUUGGAGCAAACGUUGAUGAUUCGGAGCAUUGGAGAGGCAGUGGUCAUAGGAGAAUUUUGGCCCAAUUAUAAACUCGGUUGGAGGCCCAACCAACCAACCGAGUCUCUCUCGGUAUACCGACUUUUAUGGCCGGUAAUGGUCGUCCAUUUGACGUACCAAACUAGUCCGGUACGGUAGGUGGUAUUGGGCCUGCGACUCCGGUACCGAACCGAGCCCAGCCCUAGUUUAAUUUUCUCUUGCUGAUCAAGAUUGUGGGCCGGACCGUGGGCUUGGCCCAUAAAGUGGGUCACUUCCUCCUGCAACAAAACCUAUAAAACUUGUAUAGGGUUUAUCAGAUUUUAGGAGGCGCCAAUACUAAAACCCCAAAAAAAUGAGUUCCCACUGCAUGACGCCGGAGCCACUCUCGGCCUCGGGUCGGAGCUCCGAGAAGAUGAGCCUGCCGACACUUCAAUCCAAGAUGAAGUGCGACCCGGAAGGCUACGAGACGGAGCUCCUCCUUGUGUACAACCAAUUCAAGUCGUCGCUGGAGCUCUUCAAGCAGCAAGCCGAUCUCGGAUUCAAGUCCGUCACCGGCAGCGGCGGCAGCGACCCCACCGUCGCCAAGGACCUCGCCGACCGGGCAUUGUUUCUCGCCCACGUCACCCCCUUUUACCCGGCCCAAUUGGCCCAAUUCCCCUCACAGCUCUCCGAGUUUCUCCACUCCUCCGCCCGAACGCUUCCCUCUGGUCUCAGAUUGCAUGUUGCUCAAGCUCUCAUUCUUCUUAUGAACAGAAAGAUGGUGGAUAUUGCAGACAAUCUAGGUUUGUUCAUGGAGAUACAGACUUAUGGCGAUAAGGCUUUAAAGACCCUGGCAUACAAUCAUGUCAUACAUAGCAUAAAGCGAAUGAAUAUGAAGCAUAAGAAUGAAGCUAAGAAUCGGGUGCUUCAGAAUGUCUUGUUUCGGAUGCUACAGCUAGAGGAUGAAACAAAAGCAAAGAGAGCACUUAUCACUCUACGUGAGCUUCACCGGAGAAAGGUGUGGUUUGAUGAAAAUACAGCAAACGCAAUCUGCUCUGCAUGUUUUCAUCCAUCGUCGAGGAUAAUGAUUGCUUGUCUCUCAUUUCUGCUUGAUUACGAGAAGAUUGAGGAGGAGGAUGAUAGUGAUGCGUCAAGUAGUGAUGAGGACACUCCUAUUAAAUCUCAUCUAGCCAUUAAUAGAGAGGAUAUAUAUAAGGCGCACCAUAAGGGUACACUUGCUAGCAAGAAGAAAAAGAAAGCAAAACUGCAGCGUGCCAUUCGUAGCCUGAAAAAACAGCAACGCGUAACAUCAGAAAAAAGUACUUCAAAUUAUCAUACGCCACUUAAUCAUUUGAGAGAUCCACAGGAAUUUGCUGAGAAGCUAUUCUCCCGUCUUCAAAAUAGUACAAGAGUUGAACGCUUUGAGGUCAAAAUGAUGAUGUUGAAAGUAGUUGCUCGAACUAUUGGGCUUCAUCGCUUGGUUCUGUUGAACUUUUAUCCUUAUUUUAUCAACUACAUUACGCCUCAUCAAAAUGGUGUCACUGAAUUACUCGCUGCAGCAGUCCAGGCCUGCCAUGAUAUGGUUCCUCCUGAUGCAGUUGAACCACUUUUCAAACAAGUAGUGAACAAAUUUAUAGAUGAUCGUGCACAGCCAGAGGCCAUAGCUGUUGGACUGAAUACAACAAGGGAAAUUUGUUUACGAAUGCCUUUGUUGAUGACAGAAGAUUUGCUGCAAGAUCUUGCAUUAUAUAAGAAAUCACAUACAAAAGCAGUGUCAGUAGCAGCCCGUUCACUUAUUGGCUUGUUCAGAGAGCUUAACCCCUCGCUGCUGAUUAAGAAGGAUCGUGGUCGCCAACAUGUUGACUCAAAGGCAAGGCCAAAAGCGUAUGGAGAAGUCAAUGUACUUAGAAAUGUUCCUGGUCUUGAUUUACUAAAACAUGAUGAUGACAAUGGGGAGAGUGAUGAUGAUGAUGAACCUUCAGUAAGGGGCACUGAUGAGAUGGUAGCUUCCAGUGAUGAUGAAGGCUUGCAAAUAACCAACACUGAGAGUGGAAGUGAAGAUGACAACAUGAUAUCUGAAGAUGGUGAUGAGAUAGAUGAGAAUGACAGUGAUGUGAGUGGUGAUGAGGAUGAGGUGGAAGCGGAGGAUGAAGAUGAGGAUGAGGAAGAGAAUACAGAGGAUGAGGAGGAAGAAUUUGACAAUAAUGAUGCCAAAGAUGGUGGAUCUGGAGUAAAAGAAAACAUAGCAAAAAAGAGGAAAUUUGCUGAUUUUGAUACACAACUUAAUGAUGCUGAAGCAAGUCUUAGGACUUUGAAGAGAUUAGCCAAAGAAAAUAUGGGUCCUGCUCCAUCAGACUCGACAGAUGGUUUUCUUUCUAAUGAGGACUUCCGGAGGAUUAAGGAAUUAAAGGCAAAGCAGCGAUUGGCUCAGCAGGGGUUGUUGAAAAAGAGCUCAGAUGCGAAGUCAACAGCAUUCAAGAUUCCCACUUCUGAUGAAUUAAGCAUUAAGCGAAUAGAUCCUGCUAAGCUUGAAGUCCAUGUAAAAAGAAGAAUGACCAAGGAGGAGAAGCUGGCAUUAGUGAAAGCAGGGAGGGAGGAUAGAGUUUACAUGGCUAGAGCUGCUGUAAAACAGAAGAAGUCGGGAGGCCUGAGCAAUAAGCAGAAGGAACAUAAGAAGGCUAUGCCACUUGUUGCAAAGAGGGCAAAGGUAGCUAAAUCUCGAGUGGCAAAACGCAAAAAGCAGCAGCUUUCUGGCAAAAAUUUCCGAGGGAAGAAAGCAUGGAAAUGAUCCAGAAAAAUCCAAUUUUCUUUUUGUCCUACUUCUGUUUUGGUUCAAGUAAAUUUUACUACUUAUUUUGUUAGAAGUACAUUUUACAUUUGAGAUGAAGACUUCUCUGCGGCU
Molecule: messenger RNA, 3261 nt
Organism: Rosa rugosa (rugosa rose)
Lineage: Eukaryota; Viridiplantae; Streptophyta; Magnoliopsida; Rosales; Rosaceae
Exons: 16
Coding region: 733-3147 (804 amino acids)
Biological process (GO): ribosomal large subunit biogenesis; ribosomal large subunit export from nucleus
Cellular component (GO): nucleolus
Source: RefSeq, a predicted model, not a curated record